AUGACCGUCACUGUUUUGGCUUCUUCUACCACUAAGACGAAACGUCGCGAACCGUUACUGGCUAUCGAUAUGGCGACGUCCCAGGCGCAGGCGCGUCCCGCCGCGCCUGGAAGAAGCGGGGGAAGGAGGACGAGCGCGCGGUUGAGUUUGAAUAAGCAAGAUCGAAAUGAAGAGAAGUUGAGCGCGGCGGAGAGGAAACGGAAAGCUGCACCCUUUGAGGAGGAUAUUGAGGGGUUCCAGUUCUCGCGCAUCACGACUAAAAAAGCCAAACCGUCAGAGGCGAAAAAGGCACCGUCACCUGUACCGGAAGAACCACCCCAACCAUCACCCAGACGAGGGCGACCUCCGAAAAAGCGAGCAGAGAAGAAAUCGGAGCCUGUUGCGGAACCGAAGAAGAAACAGACUGAGGGGACUGGGAAGAGAAAGACGAGAGGAGCUGCAAAGGCUGCGGCAGCUCAGGUUGAGCAAGAACCUCAGUUAGAGCCUCAACCGGAACCGCAACCACAGCCAGAACCAACGAAACGUCCUACACGCUCUACACGGAAACACGACCAAGCUGAGGUGGUACCCCUGGAGAAGAAGCGGAGGAAAGGCAGGCCGAGUAGUUCGAAGAGCGACGCACAGCAACAGCAACAGCAGCAUCCGCCGCCGCUGCAAACGCAACCAGUGAAUGGCUUUGUGUCUCCGGAGCAACAGCAGCCCGGGACGGCUACUACGAUUGCUUUGCCUCUAGCGGAUACGCCGGUCAUCCAGCGCAAUAGGGAGAUGCGGGGGAAGAAAUCCGUGAAAGGAGGAAACAGGCGGAGCAGUCUCGGGAUGAGAGGACGGAGAGCCAGCUCCCUGAUUGACUCGGGAGCGUCUAAUGCAUUGCCACAUAAAAAGGUCGAUACGACAGAUUUCUACAAGCACAUUGCGGCCGACCUGCCGGAGCCACGGAGGAUGCGGCAACUUCUGAUCUGGUGCGGCACGCGAGCAAUCGGCGAUAAGCCGUCUGGAUCGCGCUCAGAGGACGAGAGCGCUCGUCUAGCGGCGCGGGUUAUCCAGGAGGAACUGCUGAAGGAGUUCUCCACUAAUUCCGAGCUCUCCAACUGGUUUGGAAGAGAGGAUGUCAACCCUCAUGCUCUGGUAGUCAAGAAGGAGAACCCGAAGAACAUCCUUAAUACAGAGAAGAUCCAGGAACUAGAAGAGCAAAUACAGAGGUUACAAAAAGAGCGACAUGCUCUCAAUGCACUCCUCCGACCAACAGAAAUCCCUCGAAUCAAGCCCACACCACCUUCACAAUCAGAACCCGACACCAACCAACCUGCACAGUUAUCACCCGAGCCCGAGCCAAUCGAUUUGUCUCUAUUAGAACCCUCGCAACGGAGACUCUUCGCCCAGAUAGACCCCGAAGCUGCCAAACAACCCGCAGACGCCCAGCCCAUGGAAACCGAGCCUUCGGCCUCGGCCUCCGAAGCAAACAUCCUCCCCCAAAUGUCUCCAUCCACCAUAUCCACCCGACUCUCCCGCAUCACCAGCUCUCUCGCCCCGACCCUCGACUCCCUCGCCGCAGGCAUACACGACAUCGACCUGUAUCGCACAAUGUCCGACACAGUUUCGACCCGCGUGCUCCGCAUCUGCGCUGAGCGCCUCGACGAGCGCGACAGCCGCAGCAGGGUCCGCCGACAGGCAACCGAAGCCAAUGACGGCGGGAACUCCCAACAAGACCUAAGUCUCCGACCCCGACCCCGAGAAGACCUCGGCCUGAUUCUGGGGGCGUUGAGCCGGAUCGAACGGCGCUCAUAG
This is a messenger RNA of Aspergillus sclerotioniger CBS 115572, 1785 nucleotides long. Its product is annotated as Mis12-Mtw1 family protein. NCBI's taxonomy places the organism in Eukaryota, Fungi, Ascomycota, Eurotiomycetes, Eurotiales, Aspergillaceae. The record is from RefSeq and is a predicted model, not a curated record. The transcript is spliced from 5 exons. Gene Ontology annotation, cellular component: MIS12/MIND type complex. Gene Ontology annotation, biological process: cell division; mitotic sister chromatid segregation. The coding region runs from base 1 to 1785 and encodes 594 amino acids.